AUGAGUGCAAAACUGGGUUACGAAAAUGUUUCAGAUGUUACUGAUUACGAGAAGGAUGACAGACAUUCAGCAACACCUCAAGAAGUUGUUGAUAAAAUUGCAAAAGGUGGUGAAGAGACAAUUGUCGAAUGGCAUAAUAUAAUCCUUAGAGAGCCGCCAAAGUUUGAUGCAUUUUUGGAAAAAGCAAAUAUGUUAAAAAAUCGUUAUCCAAAUGUAAUUUUAUAUGAUCGAUCACGUGUUAAACUACUUGGUGACAAAUUGGGUGACGAUUAUUAUCAUGCAUCAUAUGUUGAUUCAUACGACCGACCAGACGGUUUUAUACUUGCACAAGCACCAUUUGAUGAAGCGACCGAAUCUGAUUUUUGGCGAAUGAUAAUUCAAACAAAUACAAAACUAAUCGUUCUCUUAACGGAUGUUAAUAAUCGAGAAGGAAAUCGUCUAAUCAAGCAUUUUUGGCCAGAAUCAAAUGCAAAUUCCCGUAAUUACACAGAAGCUAAUAUCAAAGUAAAUUAUACAAAGAGCGAUGCUACUGCAUUGUACGAUUGGUACAAAUUUUCGAUUAGCAAUAUUGUCGACAAAUCUAUGAAUACAAUCACAGUAACAAUGUUACAAUAUCGAAAAUGGAUAUAUGAUAAGAUUAUUCCAGAUAAUUUAUUAGAAUUUCGAUCCGAGAAUGCUAAUAAUAUAUUUUCCAAUUCAUCAAAAAAAAGAAGAAAAAUACAAUUCUUAAUUGUUUAUGUUUUUGUUACUCGUAAGGCUGGCUAA
Molecule: messenger RNA, 765 nt
Organism: Brugia pahangi
Lineage: Eukaryota; Metazoa; Nematoda; Chromadorea; Rhabditida; Onchocercidae
Source: the annotation of a GenBank genome assembly